Temnothorax curvispinosus is the source of this 2294-nucleotide messenger RNA. RefSeq names its product integrator complex subunit 3-like. Gene Ontology annotation, cellular component: cytoplasm. The coding region runs from base 429 to 2216 and encodes 595 amino acids. The transcript is spliced from 6 exons. Lineage: Eukaryota; Metazoa; Arthropoda; Insecta; Hymenoptera; Formicidae. The record is from RefSeq and is a predicted model, not a curated record.
UUUUCGCUGCACUUCUGAACUAGUGCGAUAAGUUAGAAUCUGGAAAGUGGGAAGGGUACUAAAAAAAUUGUAUUGAGAAAUUGCACUUGAAAAUACACUAAAUAUCCAAAAAUUAUUUUCACACGUAGUGAUGUAGCGUUGUUAACCAGUGUUUGCCUUAGAUUUCAAACUCAUCUGAGAUGAAAAUAAAAUGAAAAUGAUUCCAUUUCUUUAUCUGGAUGAUUAUAUAAUUUUAUCUAGAUACUUUACUUAAAUUCUGGCAAGCACUGGCGUUGACCAGUGCAUGAUAUGGCGCCAUGCCCCUUACUUAAAAUUUUUCUGAGACAAAUCUGACGAUUCACUUUCAGCUUUCAGCACAUUUAUCGCUUACUAACUUUUUACAUCGUGUCCUUAAAGCAGGUAAUAAGGUUCUGAAAUAUUCAGGUAAAAUGGAAGAGCUCAACAAGGAGCACAAUCCAGGAACUGUAAUAGAGAAUACCAUGAAUUCUACCGUGGAGAAUAACCACGUGGCACAGGAUCCAGAACCAGCGUUCAGUGACGAAGAAGAGGAGUCUCCUCUCAGAAUAGUGACGAAGGUAGACGACGAAGAGGACGAGGAGGACGUACCGUUGUCUACGGUGAAACUAAAAAACGAUCAAAAGAAUGCAAACUGCAUCGUGAAGAAAGAGGAUAUCACGUCACAUUUGCGUCUUAUAAUGGAGCCGGAGGAGCUAAGAACUAGCAUAGAAACAUUACACACGGAGACCGAUAAUGAGUCGAGGUGCCAAGCGAUGGAAAGGAUAGUACAAAUGGUCGUGGAGGACGAGAUAGAUGUGGAGACGAUACCCCCGUUAGCGUCCUGCAUAUCAACUAUCUUAUCGCCGCAGAUCACGGCGCAGAUCUUUCCGUCAGAUAAUCUGAACGAGGAAGCACUGGCCGAUAGUAUAAGCACGCCAUUGUUUGUUAUGUUUCGAAACCAAUUUCAACUGUGCAAGGAAGAAGAUAACAGACGGAAGCUUUUGGCCAGGGUACUAGCGGAAAUGCAGUCGGUUCAACCCAGGAUAGGUUAUCUUCUUCUUUACUUCCUGAAAGUCUGGGGCAGAGAAGAGGAAAAAAGAGAAGGCGAACCGAGCAAUGUUCUGAACGAUGUCAAAGCAUCAGUAUACAAGGACUUCUGCGGGCAGCGAGAAAAAAAAUUGGACGCAUGUCUGGUAUCAGAUUUAAAGCUUUGUCACGAGGAUAAUAUAUUCAUGUUAUGUUACCUCGUGCCUGACGUGUACACAGAAUUUCAAAACGUUGCCCUCGGAAAUGUUCAACUCUUGCAUUUGGUUGUGUCUACCGUUGACUCGUGCCAGUUGCAGGAUCUAGUUUGUCAGAUAAUGCAAGGCCAUCUAAAGAUGUUGAAAAAGGAAUCGUUUACCACGCUAUUGACAGCCAGCUUAAAUUGGGAGACAUUCGAGCAGUACUGUUUCUGGCAGCUCAUAUUCGCACACGAUUUUCCCAUCGAUUACGUACUGCCGGUUUUGCCGAAAUUACAGUUUCGUAAUCACGCGGAGGCGCUUACUUCAAUCUUGCUUAUGCUUAAGCAAGAAAAGCCAACGUUGGAUCUUCUACGACAACUACUCGCCCGGCAAAGCGUCGAUGGCGAUAUGUUUGUUGUGGCCACGCUACGUUACUGGUGUUGCCAUUACGAAGAGAAACUCGGCGAGCUGCUCGCGAAUUUACUUAGCACUCGAUAUCCUGCGACCAGUCCGAACAAACGGAAACGUUCUGGAGCCAAGCAAAAUCAACAAUCCGGUCCACCUACCGGCGAACAGGUUCUAGGCCAUUUGGACCAAUUACGCCAACACUGUGUGUCCUCCGAGGAACUGCAGUUGUAUCACUCGGAAGGGAUGCAAAGAGCAUUACAGCAAGCUCAAGCGGCGAGUAGCGACUCGCUGAGGAAAAGCUACGGCGAUCUCUUUGCGCUUGCGGAAGUCAACGAGGAGAACGAACCACCGCCACCGAGUAGUUCCGCGAGAAAACACACUACUGCCUCUUCCGGAGCAGGUGGGGGCAGUGGGAAGGGCGGCCACAGGAAAACUGGUGCUAACACGAGAGAAAGAUCCAAUGUAAAGAGACCACUUCCGCGAUAUCAUAUUGAUAGUACUUCUACUAGCGAGGAAGAAGAAAUCGUGAAUCCAAAGCAAGCGAAGAAAAGGAAAAAGAUCAAUCCAGUGGGCUCGGACAGCGACUGACCACCCAGUGUCUUCAUAUGUCACAUGGACCACGUCACGUGUGUGCAGCAAGCUAAACUAGCCUUAAGAAUAGUAAGA